Messenger RNA from Asterias rubens (European starfish), 2936 nucleotides. RefSeq lists its product as uncharacterized. The record is from RefSeq and is a predicted model, not a curated record. Bases 187 to 1692 code for a protein of 501 amino acids. NCBI's taxonomy places the organism in Eukaryota, Metazoa, Echinodermata, Asteroidea, Forcipulatida, Asteriidae. The transcript is spliced from 10 exons.
CGUCCGCAGGAUGUUUUUAUGCACGUAUUUCCAAAAUUAAUUCAUGUGCCUUUUUAAACAAUUAAUUUAAAGCUUUAGAGGAUACCGUCGGGCCUUGAAAUCGGUCUACACUAUCCCGGAGAUGUAGAGAAGAUGUAAGGCAUACGUAGUUGCAUUUUAACUCAAAAACAGCUUUAACUUGGAAAAAUGUCACGGGCGACAGUGUCAAAGUCCCGUGCGGAUAAAAGUAAGGACAAAGACAAGGAUCGUGGAGGCAGCACGUCAGUCCCUGUGCCCCCCGUCAAUACUGAUGUAAUUCCUGGUCGCUUUACGGAGACAGACUGGGGCUCAUUAUUGGACAAGGAAGAAGGGGAGGAUUUCAUCGUUGAUAUUGUUGGUGACGUCGUCAACUCCGCCCUACAUAUCAUCUAUGAAAACUACAUUCAGAAGCAGCUUUACCCAUACACAGUCACUCAAGCUAGAGAUGCUAUUCUUCAGAUUAUAGAGUGGCAAUUUCUGGCGAGGGAUGAAGGAGAGGAAAUUCCAGAAGAAAACUUCACAUGGCAAGAAGAGGAAGAACCUCAGCCCUGCAUACCAGACGCCUGGGCUCAGGGGUCCGUGCCAAGACAACCGCAGCCUCCCGUAUCACCAGCAAUGUCCGAAGCAGACACGGAGGUAACAUCCGUCAGUCGACUCUCGGAACCGGAGAUCCUGGAUGACCUACCUACCACCAUCAAUGAGACAACAGGGACCAUCGUAGAGGCAGAUGAAACGUACGCACCUGUCCCAAAACCAGAGCAGAUCAAAGAAGAAGCGAUGGAAGAGGUGAAGGAUGAGAAGACGUCUGAACCAGAGAAGACUGAGCCAGUUGAGGUGAAGCCGAGGAAACCCAAAUACAAGCCCCACCGAGGUCCUCUACGAUCAGCCGGGCUAAGGAACAUCACCAAGACGCUGGAUGAGACGGAUCUAGAAUUACAGCUAGCAGAGCAACAACAGAGAGACCCUACACCAGAGAAGAAAGAUAUCUUUGAACAUAUGCCCUCGUCAUGCCAUUCAAUACUUAAGGUUCAAGCAGGUCGACCUCCAGGAAGCAAGGAUGUGACUUACGACGAGAAGGGAAAUGUGGUCUCAGUUAUUAGAUUAGAUGCAGAGAGACUUCCAUCUCACAGAGUAAAAACCAAGUUUGCGAUAGUUGAUCCAGCUGUUGAGGCAGCACAUGCUAGACUGAUUGCCAUGAGAACCGGCCGUUACAUCUCCAGCACGGAUAAAGCGUCUAAUACAAACGGCUCAGUGAGAAACGGGCAAAAUUCAAAGACUGGAGGCAACAUCAUGGCUAGCGCUAUGACGGUAGGCAGCGGAAACACAAUGACCACGCAUAUGAGAACGGCAUUUGAGAGCAACACUGUCAGUGGAGGCAUUACUCCCCUGCCCCCACCUCUUAUUGAAUCUAUGGAGCUAUCACCAGGCGUGAUCGUCAAGGAGGGCAAUCGCAUUAAACGAGGGCCAAAACUGCAGCUCCGUCACGGCGAGGCGGUCACGUCGGCCAAGCUGAGGUCCCUCCGACCGAUCGGCCGUGACGGCAACACUCAGCAGCAGAUCACCGUCGAGCACAUCCUAUCGUCGAGGUCACCCAUCCUCCGUCCGCUUCACUCCACCGAACCCAUCCCUCCGAUCAUACACCGCCCUUCACCACCCCAAGAGAGUGCUGUGUAAGAAAUACUCCUCAAGACACUUGAGAAGAAACUCAAUUGCGUGUCAUACCUCGAAAUCCGUCCAAGAGUUUUUCACAAUUUCUGAGCAGUAUUUUUUUACCGUUAUAUACUAAUAAUUCUAGUAUACAUAUGUAUACACCUACAGGGAUGAGAUUUUAAGUUCAGUCUUGUGUCCGAUUUCAGACUUUUUAAAGGUCUACCUGGUAAUAAAAAGAUGCUGUACUUUUCUCCAAAUUAAAUAAGACGUGCUCUUGGAUCUACUUCUCUAGCACCAAGGACACUGUUCCCAAAAGCUCCUUGGAGUCUGGAACUCCAAAGGGUGAUCAACAAAGGAUUUCAAUAUAGCCCCUAAGAUUUGAAUCACAGUUUCAGACUUUUUUUGUCGGCAAUGACUCUUAUCCCUGCACAUUUAAUAUGUGUAUUAUUAUGUACAUAUAAUUUGUCCGAGCCAUCGUUUGAAAGAGUAGAGACUUUAAAAUUGAACCUCUUUACUGUGUACUUUGGGACUGUCCUCUAUGUAAAAAUGAUUGUACAUAUGGUGUGUUUUAUAGAGAUGAAACUGUGCAUUUAACUCUUGUAAUUUAUGGUUUAAUUAAGCAAUAUAUUUGUUGUUUUGGAUUGUGUUAACCCCUGAUAAUGCUGAUUAUUACUUCCAUAUGAGUACGAAACCUCAUCGCAGGAAGUAAGUGACAGGGAAACUGGUAUGUGGAUUUUUGAAAGGAGGUUUUGAAAGUUGGUGCAUCGGCUGACUCGACUAAUAGUCAGGAUCCUUGACUGUGAUUUUAAAUGCUUUUUCUUCUUGGAGAUUGCCUGGCACUGGUUGCCUGUAAAUUGCCUCGUGUGGCAUGGGCCUUGCGUCACAAGCUCAAACAGCGACUGUCAUUGGUCGAGAUCUGUGAGUGGCAUGCCAGGCAAGUUUUCAUUUUUGACCCCAAUAAUGGCGGCCUUUGUAAGGGAUCAAAAGUGGUGAAUUUGGGAGAAAAAAAACAUGACUUCAUAUCAAUGAGGCUUUUAUUGGCUUAAGCCUUGCUUAAUAAGCCUUGCUUAAUAAGCCUUGCUUAGAAUACCCUAUCACCAUCCAUUAAUAGUACCAAUACCAGGAACAGCCUGGACCGAUUUCAUAGAGCAACUUUGCUUACAAUGUUGUUUGCUUAGUAAAAAUUUGCAGGAUACCAGUCAUUCAUUGUACUAGUGACAUGGAAGUAACCUUAAUGUGGUAGGUGUAAAUUUGUUGUGCUUAGCCAC